Quercus lobata is the source of this 1782-nucleotide messenger RNA. RefSeq names its product Radical SAM superfamily protein. The record is from RefSeq and is a predicted model, not a curated record. Gene Ontology annotation, molecular function: iron-sulfur cluster binding; RNA methyltransferase activity. The coding region runs from base 60 to 1322 and encodes 420 amino acids. NCBI's taxonomy places the organism in Eukaryota, Viridiplantae, Streptophyta, Magnoliopsida, Fagales, Fagaceae. Gene Ontology annotation, biological process: rRNA base methylation; tRNA methylation. The transcript is spliced from 6 exons.
CCAAGGAAGAAGCCUCAGAAAUCAAGGUGUGAAAUUUUGAGAGAGAGAGAGAAUCAACAAUGUCGAUGAAAUCAAUUUUCGACGCAAAAGAAGUACGAUCAGAAUUCGAAAAGGCCAGCAUAAACGCUAGCUUCAUCCCACUGAUAUGGAAACACGUAAUCACCCAUCACCAAAACCCUAACAACACUAACACCAACACCAACACCAUCACCACCGCCAUAGAUUGGUGCGAAAUUCCAUCUUUACCCUCCGCCGCCUACUCCCUCCUUGCCUCCAAAUUCAAACCCCUAACCACCACCCUCCACUCCCUUCACCGCUCCUCCGACGGUGUCACCACCAAGCUCCUCAUAAAGCUCCAAAACGGCAGCUUCGUCGAGGCCGUCGUCAUGAAAUACGACACGCGCUUAGGCAAAUACGAUGGCAAGCCCCGCCCCGGCGGGCCGAGGUCGACGCUGUGCGUUUCGUCUCAGGUGGGCUGCAAAAUGGGGUGCAGCUUUUGCGCCACGGGGAGCAUGGGGUUCAAGAACAACCUGUCGUCUGGUGAGAUUGUGGAGCAGUUGGUUCAUGCUUCGCGAGUUGACUCUAUACGUAAUGUCGUUUUUAUGGGGAUGGGUGAGCCGUUGAAUAACUAUGCUGCUUUGGUUGAUGCUAUUCGUGUCAUGUUGGGUUCGCCUUUUCAGUUGUCACCCAGGAGAAUAACUGUCUCAACGGAGUUUACCUUAAGAGUGGACAUGAUCAAUCCAUCACUUGAAGCAUGCAAUUCAUAUCUGAGGAUUGAAUUUAUUGCUGGUCCACAGAUAUCAGUUAACGUUGGCAUCGUUCAUGCUAUCAACAAGCUUCAUAAUGAUCUGCCAGGUUUGAACUUAGCAGUUUCAUUGCAUGCACCAGUUCAAGAUAUCCGUUGUCAGAUAAUGCCUGCAGCUCGGGCUUUUCCUCUGGAAAAGCUUAUGGAUGCGCUGCAACAAUAUCAAAAGAUCAGUCAACAAAAAAUUUUGAUUGAGUACAUAAUGCUUGAUGGAGUGAAUGAUGGAGAGCAGCAUGCCCACCUACUUGGCAAGUUGCUAGAGACAUUUCAAGUGAUUGUGAACUUAAUACCAUUCAAUCCAAUUGGUACUUUGAGUCAAUUCAGAACCAGUAGCGAAGAGGGGGUAUCAAGAUUUCAGAAAAUUCUUAGGGGUACCUAUAACAUCCGGACAACAAUUCGUAAGCAAAUGGGUCAGGAUAUAAGUGGUGCAUGUGGUCAGCUGGUGGUUAACCUACCUGAUAAGAAGUCUAUUGGGAAUUCAAGUCUCUUACCUGAUAUAGAAGAUCUUCAUCUUUGAUGUAGCCUAAAUCAUUUCAGGCUUAGCAAUGGAUUGCAAUUUAAUGGUGAUGGCCACACCAGACGAUGGAGUCCAGAGAGGAUGAUUUCAAAAAAAACUGUCUUUGCCCAGCAUGUUUUAAAUGCUGCUGGCCAUUCUAGUUCAUUUGCAGGCAGGUCAGUGAUUAAGGGAUGGAAAAUGGUUAACCACAUGUUUGAACGGUUUUCCUUUCAACAUCUGAUUGGGGAGGUUGGCUUCUAAAAAGUGGGUUUUAUAUACAAGCUCUUGAAUUCUUUGUAACCACUGGAUCCCAACCUCAUAUUUUCCUGCAAUUGGGUUCAUGCAAAUUUUGUAAUUUGCCUGUUCUUGUAUAUUUUAUCUACAGAGUAUACUGAAAGAGCUUUAAUAUUAGCGAAGGAAAAUGUGAAAAAAGUAUUACCGUGACUGAGAAAAUCUAUUUCACCAAAAAACAAAUUAUGGU